Molecule: messenger RNA, 1317 nt
Organism: Paramuricea clavata
Lineage: Eukaryota; Metazoa; Cnidaria; Anthozoa; Malacalcyonacea; Plexauridae
Source: the annotation of a GenBank genome assembly
AUGCGCAAGUUCAAUCCGUCGUGGCAACACAUAUUUCCAUGGGUUAAACUAGUGAGCAAAAAGAUGUUUUGUGAUGUUUGCAUGAACAAUCAACAUGCAGAUAAAACGAGCACGUUUGUAAAGGGCUCUGAUAAUUUUCAUGUCAAGUCAUUGUGCAAGCAUGUCUUGAGUAAGGGUCAUAUCAAAUGUGUAGCAAAUGCUAAAGCUCGUUCAGCACCACCAGGCACAAAUCCUGCCAAAAAAGCAUUGCAAGUGCUACAUGAAACGGAGUUUGAGAAAAUGUAUGUGCUGUUUCGAGUUUCACACUCUUCGGCAAGAAAGGAAGACCAUUUUCAGACUACGAAUGGUUCGUCGAUCUCCACAAAAUCACACAUAAUGUGAACCUCUGAAUGUCUUAUAUUGUGGAAGCAGAGCAUCUUAACCUUGCCUCAGAAUUAUCUGCUGCUCCUUCUCACAGUGUCAUGACAGAUGGUACAACUGACUUGUCUGUUUGCGAAGCAGAAAUGUUUGUGCGAUAUUGUAAUAAAGGGAAGUUGUCCAAUCGAUUUUUGGCACUUCGUAAUCUAGACUGAGCCAAUGCAGAGAACAUCGCCAAAGUGGUUGAAGAUAGCUUGACGAAAGUUGGCGGUAUUCCUGAUGAAGAUCUAUAUAACAAGGUUGUCGGUUACAGUGCAGACGGGGCAAGCGUGAGUAUGGGAUGUCAUUCUGAUGUUGGUAAAUGUCUAACGAACAAACAGCCCCUGCUCAACAUAUCACAGCCACUGAUCACUGUAUGCCCAUCGCUUAGAACUGGCAUUUAAAGAUAUUUUAAAGAAAGGUGAGAAUCAGUUGCAAGUAGUGAACUUUCUAAACAAUAUAUACACGUUCUACCACACAAGUUCUCUGAACAGGAGUAUGCUCAGGGUAAGCUCAGUUGCUCUGGGCAUGAAAGGCAUUCCAACCCGAGUUGGCAGUACACGUUGGAUACCACACACAUACACUGCCGUUCAAAACAUGUGGUCGUUGUAUCCAGCUUUGCUACAGCACUUUGGCGAGGUAUGUAACAUUUAAUGAUCUAAGCAUUUUAUUCUAAGGUGAUCUUGAAUAGUUACUGUAUUUCAUUUUAUAAUAUUUUUGUGUUAAUAUUAUAAUUAAAUUAUUAUAUUUUAGCUUCAGGUUAACCCUCAUUCCGCUGAUGGAUCUGCAAAAGCUCAGGGCUUUUUGUGCCUAAUGAAGAAGGUGGUAUUUCAUAAAGAACACUACAAUGACAACAGAUAUGUUGUCAUAUUUGAAGAAGUUGUCUCUGUUUUUUCAAAAACCAGACAUCAAUGUGGCUAA